AUGUUCCUAAUAAAAUCCAGCAACUAUUCAAUAUGGCUACCAAUCUACACCCUCGACGACGCAAGUUACAACUCAUAUUUCUACCAGGGUCUUCUAGUAUUUGAACUAAUUCUAUCCAUUUUUGCGUUAAUAUUUUGCGGCGUCUCCGGUUAUGUAAUGGUCACAACUCGAUCUUUCCAUUUUCACUUUAACACUUUAUUAGCAAUUAUUGUACUAAGUUGGGUGACGUCAGCAAUUGGAAAGUCCCUGUUAACCCCUUACUCGACAGGUGCUCUACGCCUAAAUAACGCCUCAACAGACCUACACAAACCUUACUGGACAGAUGACGUAGCAAGAAUGGUCCACGUGGAGGAUAUCGGGGAGGCGUGGCCUCUGUUUGUGGGCGGGGUUUUGACGUGGUAUUAUAUGAUGAUGAUGUCCACGUGUAUAUUUGUUGUGUCGCUGGAGCGACUUUGCGCGGUGUAUUUUAUUGAAAAUUAUGAGAAUUUACCCAGAAUAUAUCUACUCUUCUUUUUAAUUAUAUUCCAACAGUUUUUAAUCAUAACUGCAGUGUAUUUUCUAUUCUACAAUCGGCUUAAAUUCAUACCUGCUGUCACGUUGCUCACUGUGCUUAAUGUUUUGGCGUUUACCAUAUGCUUGUUAAUUCAGAGAUAUAACCUAAAAAUUAUGAGACAGUUUGGUCAGAAACCUGCGAAAAAUUUAAGAGCUGGGAAUUUUACGCUGUCGGUGAGAUUUCAGGCGAAGGAGAAUUUGAGGGUUUUUGAGCUAACAGUACGUGUAUUCGUCGUGGGGUUUAUUAUGAUUCUAUUAGCAGUUGCGUGUAUAGUUGUGAUUACCUAUAAUUUGGUGCCAUCUAUGAAUACCCUUUUGAUAUUUUUUUUCGAAAAUAUUAUACAUUUAAACCCCCUUAUCAUCAGCCCAGUGCUCAUACUAUCCGUGGGCUCUUGGAGCAAAGUUCUGCUCAAUUUUCAUCUGCCAUUUGUUGAGAAAAUCACGAAGAGCUCACUAAUCCACGCACGUCCGACACUUCCAACAAUAAAUUCUCAACGACAGGAGACGGACACGUACUUUUUGGAAUUGCAUAGAUCUUGGAGAUGAAGAAAAUAUUGAAAGUUGUAUGAUUAGUUUUAAUAA
Messenger RNA from Caenorhabditis elegans, 1134 nucleotides. RefSeq names its product Serpentine Receptor, class E (Epsilon) (gene sre-54). NCBI's taxonomy places the organism in Eukaryota, Metazoa, Nematoda, Chromadorea, Rhabditida, Rhabditidae. The record is from RefSeq and is marked reviewed. Gene Ontology annotation, cellular component: membrane. The transcript has 3 exons. The coding region runs from base 1 to 1098 and encodes 365 amino acids. Gene Ontology annotation, biological process: sensory perception of chemical stimulus.